AUGGUGCACUCUAAAGUAGUUAUUAUCGGCUCCGGCCCUGGUGCGCACACUGCCGCCAUCUAUCUCUCCCGCGCAGAGCUCCAGCCCGUCCUCUACGAGGGCAUGCUCGCCAACGGCACCGCCGCCGGUGGCCAGCUCACCACCACCACCGAUGUCGAGAACUUCCCCGGAUUUCCCAACGGCAUUGGCGGCGCCGAGCUCAUGGACAACAUGCGCGCACAGUCCGAGCGCUUCGGCACCGAGAUCAUCACCGAGACCAUCUCCAGGCUGGAUCUCUCUUCCCGUCCCUUCAAGAUGUGGACUGAGUGGAACGACGCUGAGGGCAGCGAGCCCGUCCGCACCGCCGACGCCGUGAUCAUCGCCACUGGCGCCAACGCCCGCCGUCUCAACCUGCCCGGCGAGGAGACCUUCUGGCAGAACGGAAUCAGCGCCUGCGCCGUCUGCGACGGUGCCGUGCCAAUUUUCCGUAACAAGCCUUUGUACGUCAUUGGUGGUGGUGACUCCGCCGCUGAGGAGGCUAUGUUCCUCGCCAAGUACGGUAGCAAAGUGACUGUUCUUGUUCGCAAGGACAAGCUGCGUGCCUCCAAGGUUAUGGCUGACCGUCUGCUCGCCCACCCCAAGUGCGAGGUUCGCUUCAACACCGUUGCCACUGAGGUUAUUGGCGAGAGCAAGCCCGGCGGCCUCAUGACCCACCUACGUGUCAAGGACGUUGUCUCUAACAAGGAGGAGAUCGUCGAUGCCAACGGUCUCUUCUACGCUGUUGGCCACGACCCCGCCAACGCUCUGGUCAAGGGCCAGGUCGAGCUCGAUGAUGAGGGCUACAUUGUCACCCAGCCCGGCACCAGCUUCACCAACGUGGAAGGUGUCUUCGCUUGCGGUGAUGUUCAGGACAAGCGUUACCGCCAGGCUAUCACCAGUGCUGGAUCUGGCUGCAUUGCCGCUCUCGAAGCCGAGAAGUAUAUCGCCGAGUCCGAGACUCCCGCCAAUCCCGCCGUCGAGAAGGACGCUCCCGCUGACGCCCCUGCCGAGUACAAGUCCAACCCUCUGCUUUAA
Penicillium soppii is the source of this 1053-nucleotide messenger RNA. RefSeq names its product thioredoxin-disulfide reductase TRR1 (gene trr1). The record is from RefSeq and is a predicted model, not a curated record. NCBI's taxonomy places the organism in Eukaryota, Fungi, Ascomycota, Eurotiomycetes, Eurotiales, Aspergillaceae. Gene Ontology annotation, biological process: removal of superoxide radicals. Gene Ontology annotation, molecular function: thioredoxin-disulfide reductase (NADPH) activity. Bases 1 to 1053 code for a protein of 350 amino acids. Gene Ontology annotation, cellular component: cytoplasm. The transcript has 2 exons.